Messenger RNA from Chironomus riparius, 1524 nucleotides. Lineage: Eukaryota; Metazoa; Arthropoda; Insecta; Diptera; Chironomidae. The record is from the annotation of a GenBank genome assembly.
AUGAUCACAUUAGUUCUGGCAAUCAUUGUCCUUCUCUUGUGCCUCUACUUCAAGUAUGAAUACAGCUUCUGGUCCCGUCACUCAGUUGAAGGACCUGCACCAGUUCCAAUUUUUGGAAAUUUCCACGAAUACAUUUUGACUAAAAAGAGGCAUUUUUUCGAAAUUUAUCAGGAUAUUUAUGCUGCCUACCCAACAGCUCGAUAUGUCGGAAUCUACAAAAUGGGAAGACCAGCUUUGCUGAUUCGUGAUUUGGAAUUGGUUAAGGACAUUCUAGUCACAAGCUUUAACACCUUUAACAUGAAUGAAUUUGCCAUUGAUGCCGAUCUUGACCCAUUAAUCGCAGUCAACCCAUUCUGCAUCCCCGGUGACGAAUGGAAAGCCAAACGCUCCCAACUUUCUCCACUUUUCACUCAAAACCGCACAAGAGUCGCAAUUCCAUUCAUCAAUGGUGUCGCUAAAAAAAUGCUCGAAUACAUCGAGUCAGGUCCAGAAUCAUCAACAAUGGAAUUCGAUGUCAAGGAACUUUGUGCAAAAUUCACAACUGACAAUGUAGCUGCUGUGUCUUUUGGACUUGAUGGAGAGUCAUUUACUAAUCCUAAUGCUUCGUUUAGGAAAAUUGGAGAUGACAUCUUCAAGCCGACAUUUAUUAAUGGAAUUAAGCAGCAGAUUGUAUUGUUUGUUCCAUUUAUGGCAAAGAUUUUGAAAGUUCCGUUCGUGUCCAAGGAAAGUGACAAGAAGUUCCGUGAAAUUGUUCAACAAGUUGUUGACCAGCGUGAGCAGGAAAAGUCAAGACGCGAUGAUUUACUUCAAGUUAUUUUGGAUCUUCGCGAGAAGCAUGGAAAGGAAGAAUACAGUGACACUGUUGUCUGUGGACAUUCGAUGACUUUUUUGACCGAAGGCUAUGAAACCAGCAGCACAACAAUGUCCAUGACCCUUUACGAACUAGCUCUUAAUCCACAAGUCCAAAAACGAGUACAGCUUGAGGUUGACCAGCUUUUAACUGAAUCUAAUGGUGAAAUCAAUGAAAGAGUCAUUCUUGGCGCUGAAUAUUUGGAACAAUGCAUCAUGGAAACUGUUCGUCUUCACUGCCCAGUAUUUCAUUUAUCUAAAUUCAGUGUUCGUGAAUACGAAUUUCCACCACAAUUUGAAGGUUCUACAAAGUCACUGAAAAUGCCUGGUGGCACAAAUGUCAUCAUUCCUGUUUAUGCUAUUCACUUUGACAAAACCUACUUCCCAGAUCCCUUCAAAUAUGACCCAGACCGCUUUUCAAAGGAGAACAAAGACAACAUCCCAAAGUAUGCUUACUUAGGCUUCGGUGAAGGUCCUCGCAUCUGUCUUGGCAUGAAGUUUGGAAUAACUCAAGUUAAAGGUGGAAUCAUCGCCAUUUUAUCCAAAUACAAUGUCUUGAGACAUGAACUGACUGAUGUUCCAUUCAAGUAUGCAAAAUCAACUUUCAAUUUGCAGCCUGAAGAUAAGGUUAUGUUGAGAUUUGAAAAGAGGAAGGAUGUCAUCAAUGAGGAAUAA